CGCUCUGGCCGACUGUAGAACUAAAGUCUUAUAGCGGUUACAAAUUUGAAUUUGGACUGUUCAUUUAGUUCGUCCUUAGCCGCUGUGGAAUCUGCAUUCACUCCCACGUUGUGACCACCUGUCAGUGCACUCUCUCCCUGCACAACACAUAUAUUAGUGUAGUGGGCUUUUUUAGUGUUUGUUGAGCAUAAAUUAGUGUUUUCUUGUGUUGAUUUUCCAUCUCGUGUUCUCCGCGUCUGUUCUGGUCCCUGUUUCUUGAGGAUCAUUUCAGCGAGAGGUUUCAAUAGCAAUCAUGAGUAGCCCUGCCGGAUGGAACAGUCGAGUAAUGUUUGAGCGUUAUGUUUUUGAUUAUUUGAGAAAAAGAGACAUGCAGGAAACUGCCGAGAUUUUUCGUAGAGAGGCAGAUCCAACCAUCGAUCCUAAUACUCCUCCCGCAAUAGAUGUUCCUGAUGGUUUUCUACAUGAAUGGUGGUUGAUAUUUUAUGAUAUGUUCAAAGCACGACAACAAAAUAAUCCUGAGCAUAAUGGGGGUCCUUCCUACACGGGUGAGCAAAUGAUGAUCAUGGCGCAACAAGGUCUCAAUCCAAUGCCAUCGACAGGGGGGCCUUUAAUGAUUGGAAGGAGGGUGAACUCAGCAUAUUCUGAGGACAAAAGCAAUGUUGUGCCAAUAGCUGCUGAUUGUCCUUCAGAAACCUCGUCAUCAAUUCCCAAGUCCUUGGAUGAUAUUGUUAAACCAUCUUCUUCACAUUCUAAUGAUAAUAAAGAUGAGGGAAGGCGUUCUUCCAAUAAUUCACUCACACAUAAUGCUACUUCUAGCACAAAUGCUUCAAAAGAUACAAUAGUUUUGGAAGGCACUUUUGUCAAAUACAAAUUUCACAAUUUCAAGCUCCUCAUAUCGGCAUUAGUUGGGGUCCAAGUGUUUAUUCCUUGUCAGGUGGCCUAAAAGAAGGGUUGAAGAAGUUUGUAAAAGACAUGACUGCCUAUGUUGAAAUCUUUUAAUGCAGAAAUUACCAAACCCCACAACUAAACAGACUCUUGAAUCAAUUGUUUUGGGAGUUAAAGAUCAUAUUUGCAAGGCGCUGAAAGAAUCAAAGAAAUAUGUUACUCAUCUUUAUCAUCAUGAGAUUUGAGAUUAGCAUCCCGGACAUAUGAAUUGGCUAUGAAGCUUCUAAAGGAAAAUAUUAAUAUCUGGAACACUUGUGCUGCUCUCUUAAAAAUAUAAUUGGUUCUUAUGCUUCCCGGUUGAUCUCAAUUGUGAUUUGACCCGAAUGAUUAUCUGAUUGUCAACCAAAGCAAGCAAGUACACGGAUCUCAAAUUCUUGGAGACAAUAGAUCACCCAUGAUUAGGUGCAAUAUUUUCCUCUCAACGUCGCAUGAACUGAUGAACCUAUUUCUUAAAAGAACUAUAUCAUCAGAGCCGUGUGGAGGACAGGGUAUUUCUGAAGCACAUGCAAGUGGUUCUUGUUGGAUUUUAGAUCAUGUCAAAUCUGGGAGGAAUUUGCUCAGUUUUAUUAAAGACCAUCCUGUUGGUGGUGUUGGAUUUCCUCGUGUGGUCAACUGAAUUCACACCGAGUCUAAUGCCUAAUCAUUUGUUCAUUCAUCUCAUGGUGUCCCUUUGGAGUAGGAUCUCGUUAUUGCCUCAAGAGAAGAAAUGUAGUUAUGCUUAGAGUUCAUCGUUUGCCAUGCAAUACAUAUCUCUUGUUCAGAAUUUUACAUUGGAAACAUGCAUUGCUGGAGGAGCCGUUGGAUCAAUUGUGGGAUUUGUCUCUUUCCUAAAGAUCUUUGCAGUUUCAUGCGUAUCUUCUAGAAUAAUCAAAAAGAUAACGCUCAAAGAUUGCUUGAGUUCCUAUCUGAUAGGGCUGAUCGUGACUGCUAUUGAACUUCUCACUUUGCAUCUGCGAUCUUUAAGAAUGUAACCAACACAGAGUUGAAAGGAUUCAUGGAUGGUUCACUGGCAUAACAAAGGUUGAUGUUUCAUCUAUCACUCUGAUAUUGGAAUCUUAAUGUUUUGACUUAGAAUUGAGAUAGCAUUCCUGCAACCACUACCUGGAACCUUGGUUGUGGUUGUGGUUGUGGUUGUGGUUAUGGUGUCACAGUCCUGAUUUAAGUGGGUUGAGACAAUUUUUUUUUUCCUAUUUGAAACUCACACACUCACUUUUCCCCAAUGGGGACUCAACCCUGGACCUUCUACUUUGGAAGGUGAAGUAUCAUCACCAGUCCUACAACUGUUGUUCGUUAGAUAGUAUAGUAUUCUCUAUGCUUUCAUAUUAACUAAUUAUUUCGAGAGUUUUGGGCAAGCACUAAUGUGCGAUUUCGCAUGGUAUUCAAUAUUGAUUUAUGUUUGUAUUUCAUGAAUUAGUUGCAGAUUAAUUGCCUUUAAUUGGCUGCCUUGCAGCAUUUUUUUUUUUUUUUUUGUUAUGUUGCCUUGUCUCUUAACUUCAGAAUCAGGUGCAUGUGGGCUAUGAAUUGGUUCUUGCACAAUCACAUUGUACCAACACCAUGUAAGUUUCUUCCUCUCCGCAUUCGAUCUACCAUAUUUGGAAUGAGAACUCUUUAACAGCAAUUUCAAACCAACAGAACACGUCAACAAUUGGUAUUAUGGUUGAGACAGGAGGUAAUUAUAACGGUAAAGUGGAAUAUGUUGCUUAUUAUUCCGAUCUUUUUUUUUCCCCUUCCUAAUCAGGGGAUAUCUGUUUACUACUUCAAGUAGAAGUUGUUGAUGAGCUAUAAUAAUAAUAUUAUGAGCCUUUCUGUGUAUAACAGAUCUAGCCAGGGUAAUUAUGAGUUAGAUUACUUCUAUGUUCUGUUACAGGUAAGCAUCAAAGCAUGCAAGGAAAAAUGACUAGCUGUAGCCUGUCUUUGUGAAGAUGAUAUAUACCUUUGGUGGAAGCUGAACCGGCUAUGAUCUUCACAUUUGAUUCUUGUUAGAUCUCAAAGCCCAAUACUACUCCAAUCACCAUCCAAUUUUAUGUCCAUCUGCCAAUGUCUUGGUCUGGUGGAGUUCAUAAUUUACUGAGGUAAGUGUGUCUUCUCAACUGAGCACUAAUUUGUAUCCAUUUUGUUUUAUUCGCUUGCCUAAUUUUUUUUUUUUUUUCUUAGUUGGUACUCACACAUACAUGCCUCCACUUAGGCUCAAACCUCUGAUACCGUUAGGCCACGGCGUGUUGGUCUCUCCUAACUAAAUUGUGACUUCUGAUGUGUCAGGAGUUAUAUAAUAAACCAAUCUGCUCCUACUGCUCCAACCAUAGAAUGGCCAGUAGAAGAUUUGAUCUCUUUAACCACCUCUGCAAAUUGAACGCGCAUCUCGCAUGAUCCAAGUGAAAUUAUAAAUCCAAUUGACCUUCCAAAUUGUUGCAAUUAAUUCACCUGGGAAUUCAAGUUUUCAGAUUUAGAACAAAGAUGCUGUUGGAUGGACUCUGCUUAGUCUUAUGCUUCAUGUAUCCAAACUUCAUUUUGCGAUCUCUUUAGUACUUCCUCUGCCAAGAAGCAGGCAAGUGAAGCAUUAGGCUUUUGUCUCAGCUGCUAGUCUUAUUAUGCUUCUUACCCACAGGAGUUGAGAAUUAUUGUCGGUCAAAUUUUGAAAUUUUUUGCAUCUAAUAGCAGCAGUCGUUCUGUUUAUAUGUCUACUUGAAUUGUGAUUUUCAGUUAUUUUUUCCAGAAGAUAUAAUAGAGAUUGCGGGGCAGAAAGAAAUGGUGAACAAAUGGUCACACAGCAUCUCCAAGAAGAAGAGAGAUUAUUCUUCUUUUUACAU
Cornus florida is the source of this 3752-nucleotide messenger RNA. Its product is annotated as transcriptional corepressor LEUNIG_HOMOLOG-like. The coding region runs from base 293 to 943 and encodes 216 amino acids. The transcript has 8 exons. The record is from RefSeq and is a predicted model, not a curated record. Gene Ontology annotation, molecular function: transcription corepressor activity; protein binding. NCBI's taxonomy places the organism in Eukaryota, Viridiplantae, Streptophyta, Magnoliopsida, Cornales, Cornaceae.